CCUCAAUUUGAGACUCGACCAAUCCGUGUAUUCGAAGACGAAACUAUCCGUGUAUUUUGUAGUGCUGUGAACAUUAUCUGAAACAUUUUGAUACAUAAGUUUUGUUCAACACAAAAUUAUUAUUAACACAAAAUAAGACUAUUUUUAAGAUGGUCUAACAAAAAGGUAACUAAAAAGGAUAAAUUAUUACCACACUAAUAGAUUGUUAACUAAUUUUAAACUACAAGUUAAUAUAAUUAACAAUAUCAAAAUGGCGAUGAUAAUGCCUGAACUGUACGCAAAAUUAUCAACCAACAAUGUAAACAUUACAAAAACUCUUCUAAAGAAAUACAAACAUUUAUUAAAUUUCAAAAAGAAUCCAUCAAUCCUGGAAUUCGGCUUCGCUAGUGGCGAGAAUUCAAAACAGACUCUACAGCCUUAUCUUCCUCAUGAUUAUAAGGAGUUUGUAGCUGUCGAUAUCUCAGAACCUAUGGUAGAACGAGCCCGGAAAAACAACACGCAUAUUCCAAGAAGCAAAUUUUAUUGCUUAGAUACAUCAGCACCAGACUUACCAGAAAUGUUCCAAAAUCGAUUUGAUAAUGUAUUUAGUAUUAUGACAAUUCAUUUAGUAAAUAAUCCAAGACAGACAUUCGCCAACACAUUUAAGAUGCUCAAAGAUGGUGGUGAAACCUUCCAAACAUUUUUUAAACACACACCGUGCGACAGUGCCUUCCUAAAAUUGAGCAAACAUCCCAAGUGGGGAAAGGAACAGUAUAAUCAAAAGAAGAUGUUGAAUCCUUAUUAUGAUAAACCCGAACCUAAAGGAUACAUUACAGCAGAUCUAAAGGCAGCUGGUUUCCAGAAUAUCCAAAUUAUGGAGGAAGAUACGACAUAUAAUUUUGAAAGUGAAGAAAGUUUAAAAGGUCUCUACACGUCUGUCAACACUACAUUAUCUCAUAUUCCAGCUGAUGAACUUGAGGAAUAUAAGGAGGACUAUUGGCGAGAAAUUAGAAACUUGUAUACUCUAUGUGAACCAGAAAAUUAUCCAAAUCAUUUAGUAAAACAAGUUACAUUUUGUGUUGUUUGGGCAAAAAAAGAAUAAAUUUUAGUAGAAUAGA
Messenger RNA from Diabrotica virgifera virgifera (western corn rootworm), 1097 nucleotides. Its product is annotated as juvenile hormone acid O-methyltransferase-like. Bases 251 to 1081 code for a protein of 276 amino acids. The record is from RefSeq and is a predicted model, not a curated record. Lineage: Eukaryota; Metazoa; Arthropoda; Insecta; Coleoptera; Chrysomelidae. The transcript has 4 exons.